Messenger RNA from Cyprinodon variegatus (sheepshead minnow), 1460 nucleotides. RefSeq lists its product as uncharacterized. The annotation marks the transcript as partial. Lineage: Eukaryota; Metazoa; Chordata; Actinopteri; Cyprinodontiformes; Cyprinodontidae. The record is from RefSeq and is a predicted model, not a curated record. Gene Ontology annotation, molecular function: MHC class II protein binding; protein tyrosine kinase binding. Gene Ontology annotation, biological process: T cell activation; positive regulation of ERK1 and ERK2 cascade; interleukin-15-mediated signaling pathway. The transcript is spliced from 9 exons. Gene Ontology annotation, cellular component: membrane raft; external side of plasma membrane.
UCUCUCCAUCUUCACCAGCUGCUGAUCCAACUGAAGAUGGAGAUGUCACAUUACAGUGUUCCCUGGAGAGAUUCAACUGGAUUUCUUUUUGUCCAAAGAACAGCCUCCUCUGGUUGGAUGAGAGAGGAACUGUUCUGACUGGUGAAGGUGUUGGGUACCAGUUUAGACAGACUGGCUGUGAUUCUUAUCUCACUGUGAAGCUUCACAACAGCAGCAGAAGAUACACCUGCCAGUUUGUUGAGGGAAAUACAGUGAAGAUAGAAGCUCACUACCAGCUGGAAGAACACUUCAGGUCAUCCACAGGUUUCCCAGACUGGUCUCCUCUGAGCUUCAUCAUGUUAACUCUGAAGAUCACAGCACUGAUCCUGAUGGUUGGAAUCACUGCUGAUAUCAUCAGAACCAGAGGAAGAAAAAAGCCUCAGAAAGACAUUGAUACAAACCUCAAGUGGUAUACUUGCUCUGGGACUUUCCACUGGUUGAAUGAGAAAGGAACUAAACUGACUGGUAAAGAUGACAGAUACAAGAUAAAUAAACCAGGUAGUUGUGUUUCCUCUCUGACUGUGCAGCAUCAGAGCGUCACCAACAGAAGAUACACCUGCCAGUUUGUUGAAGGAAACAGUGUAAAGGUAGAAGCUCACUACCCAGCUGUGCUUAAAGGUAUCAAAAGAGAAGGAGUCCAUAUCUACCACAGAGCUGGAGAUGAUGCUGUUUUACCCUGUAAAAGACCUUCAUCAUCCUCUUCCUCAUGCUCCACUGUUAACUGGCUUUAUAUGAGAGAUGAAGACAUGAAUCCUCAGCAGGAAGUUCAGAGAGGAAACAUUGUUCAGAGUUCAUCUAAAGCUGCCAGGCUGAGUGUGGACAAUAACUGCUCUCUGAUCAUCAACAGCAUCACUGCUGAGGAUGCUGGAGGUUACAGAUGUCAGAUUCAGGAUGGAGGCAGCUCUGAUCCAGAUGUGUAUCUAAAUCUGAUGAGCAUCUCUCCAGUAGAAGCUGAUCCAAGAGGGAAUAAAAUCACAUUACUCUGUUCUCUGCUGAGAUUCAGCUCAUUGGGUCCUUGUCCAGAGAACAGCCUCCUCUGGGUGGAUGAGACAGGAACUGGUCUGACUGGUGAAGGUGUUGGGUACCAGUUUAGACAGACUGGCUGUGAUUCUAAUCUCACUGUGAAGCUUCAGAGCAGCAGCAGCAGAAGAUACACCUGCCAGUUUGUUGAUGGAAACACAGUGAAGAUAGAAGCUCACUACCAGCUGGAAGGUUUCCCAGACUGGUCUCCUCUGAGCUUCAUCAUGUUGACUCUGAGGAUCACAGCACUGAUCCUGAUGGUUGGAAUCACUGCUGAUAUCAUCAGAACCAGAGGAAGAAAAAAGCCUCAGAAAGACAUUGAUGUUCAUGAUGCUGUUGGUGACGACACAGUGCACUAUCAAAAUGAUGGAGAAUAUUCUGCUUCUGCCACUAUCAGCUGA